Patella vulgata (common limpet) is the source of this 11675-nucleotide messenger RNA. RefSeq lists its product as uncharacterized. The transcript is spliced from 23 exons. NCBI's taxonomy places the organism in Eukaryota, Metazoa, Mollusca, Gastropoda, Patellidae. Gene Ontology annotation, molecular function: transcription corepressor binding; transcription cis-regulatory region binding. Gene Ontology annotation, biological process: circadian regulation of gene expression; negative regulation of transcription by RNA polymerase II; entrainment of circadian clock by photoperiod. Gene Ontology annotation, cellular component: cytoplasm; nucleus. The coding region runs from base 520 to 4104 and encodes 1194 amino acids. The record is from RefSeq and is a predicted model, not a curated record.
UGUUUUGUGUGUUUUAUUUGAAGAGAAAGUCUUUAUCUAUUUUACAUGUAAAUGUACAACAAAAAUCAUGAGACCUAAUCAAAAUGGCACUUUGUUAUUGUAAGAAAACCUGGCCCUUUAAGAAUGGUUGUAAAUGUGUGUAAGCUUACAUGUAUGUGUGAAUUUUUCUCGAUUUUCACAUACUGUAUGUAUUGGUUUCAGUAAAGUCUGUAUGCCAUAUCCUGUAUCCAGACAUUCUCAAUAACAAACAAUAACUGUGUGAAAAAAAGACUUCAUUGAGAAUUGUGUUGUGUUAUUAAACAAAAAACAGUAUCUGAACUGAGGAAUUCGAUUCCGUGAAGUUUUGAAAAAACAGACUGAUGUGCCAAAUUCAAUGGAUUUUAUCAACUAGCUUUCAAUUGUUCAAUUCCACAAAACAAUUUAGGAUAUCAACUUUAAAACAAAAAGAUAUUGUUUAGGGGGAUACAUACAUUUUCUGAGACCACAUCUAAUAGUGCAAGUUCAGGCACCAGUAUCAAUAUGGAUGACGCAAGACAAGAACAAGCGUCCAAGAACUCAGAAUCAACUGGAUAUGGUUAUUCAUGCAGCAGUGAAACGAGGACACAGGCUGUGGAAAGCUUAAGCAGUAUAAGUAUAUCCAACACAAGUAACGACUUCCAGCAAGAAAUGUCCACAAGUGGUUGUAGCAGUGGAAUUGACAAACAUCAGAAAUACAAGCAAAUGAAAAGGGAGAAAGUGAAAGAUUGCUUAAAUGAAAUCAAGGCUUUGAUGUCAAAUUUGAGUAAAUCAAAGGGUAAACAUGGAGGAACAUUAUCCACAUUAGAACAGGUGCUAGAAAGAAUUCGAAAAAUAAAUCAUGAAGAGGGUAACAUUGUUGUUCCUAAAGACAAUCUACAGACCGCUAGGACUAAUUCUGAUAAAGACUCCCAAUCAGAGAUAUUUUAUGUAACAUUGACUUGCAGCAAAUUGAUGGUAAUCGAAGUGUCUGAAAAUCUGACAAACCAUUUAGGAUUUCGUAAGGAUAGUUGGCAGGGUUGUUCAUUUACUAAUUUUAUCUUGAGGAAAGAUCUGGCUACUCUGAACACAACACUUGGUAAUUUAUCAUCUACUGAUAAUGCAGAAGAUGGUCAGCAAUCUAAAAGUUUUUUUGCACGAUUCAGGUGUUUCCAGGACAUUUUUCAUGGUUUUACCGUCAAUAAAACGGCAGAUUAUGUACCAUUACAUGCCAAGAUAGUCUUCAAGAAGGGUAAAAAUAAACUAGAACCAAGCUGGACAUACAUUACAGAUAAAUCUGACUUGGUUGAGAAAUGUUUUACUUUAAAACUUCAACCAUGUAUAUCAGCAUAUACACCAGCGGGUGCCUCUGUAGAAAAAUCUUUCAGCAUAAGACUUUCAUUUAAUUGUAAAUUUACCCAUUUGAGUAAAAACACUGUACAAUUAUUGGGUUAUCUUCCUCAAGAUCUUCUGGGAACCUCCAUCUUUAAUCUUCUUCACCCUGAUAAUUUAGAAGAAUUGUUACAUACAUACAGACGAGUCAUUACCAUGAAAGGUCAACCAUUUAAAACACUGAAAAUGAAGUUGAAAACAAAGAAUAAUGACUGGAUUAUUGUGGAAACAGAAUGGUCUUGUUUUGUUAAUCCCUGGUCAAACCAGGUAGAAAUAAUCAUGGGUAAACAUAAAGUUAUUAGUGGUCCAAAAGAUCCGGAUAUCUUUAAAGAAAAAACAACAGAAAAUUAUGUUACUCCUACAAAGUUAACAGAAUUGGAAGUGACAAAUCUUCAAAGAAAGAUAACCAGAUUAUUGAAACAACCAGUAACAGCUAUAGCCUCGUCAUCAUCACUGAGUGAAGAUAAUACUGGAACUAAUAUAACUUCUGAUGAUCAUUUCUGUGAAAGUAACACUUCAUUUGCUCUGCCAAAAGCUGUUUCAGAUUCUAAGAAGGGUGAAUCUUCAAGUGACAUAAUAUCUCCAGCUGAAAGUUUACCAACAGAUUCAGAUACCUAUGUAUCUUAUGGACAACUCAAUUAUUCUUACAAUAUUAAAAGAUUUCUGCAGAGUCGACCAUUGACUUUAUCAAAAUUGGAAGCAAAUGAACAGUCUGGUGGUGAUGUUAAAGGCGUGGAUGAGUUUAUGAUCAGUAUUCCAUCACAUCAAACAGCUCAUACAGAUGAUAGUAGUAUCAAGGUGAAUAUGUCAGAUCAAGAAGUGUGUAUAGGAUCUCCACGUAAUGUGGAUGAGGAUUCUCAGCAGUCUAUUGAAAUGACACCAGUACGGCAAGUCUUUACACCAGUUCAUCUGACACAAGCUAGACUACGUGAACACACCAAGUUUCAGGAGAAGUUAUAUGUUCAACGAGUUAAAAAAGAUAAAAGUAUCAUUUUACCAAGACCAAAUCAGAAUUCUAUUAUUCUCAAAGUGGCAUCGUGUAGAAAACGUACUCGAUCACAGCAUGAAACUGACAAUGAAGACAUCGCUAAAGGAAAAAGUAAAAAAGUACACCUAGGCGAUGCUGACAUGGCGGUUAAAAAAGCCUUACAAAAUUCAAACUUUUUGUUUCGUUCCAAAUUGCCGAUUUGUAAUACAGAUACAAAUAAAGCGAAUAAAAUACCAGAUGCUGAAUUUGCUCCAGUGGGAAGUAAUUAUGGCGCAUUUCCACAAGGUUUACCAAUCAUGUCUUUUGAGUCAAGUAAUGUUGACCUGUAUUCAGGAUAUGAUAAACAAGUGGGAAAUAAAGAUGUCCAGUGGCCGUGUUAUUCUUCUCCAGGUUGUUCAUUUUCACCAUUUGUUAUGGGAGGAUUACUUCAUUCUGGUGGUGAGUUAGGUCCAGCUAGUGAUGAACAUGGUAAUUUAUUAACGGUACCCUGGCCAGCCUCUCUUCAACCGCUAAAUUUUAAAAUGAUGCAUCAGUCAUCCAGUAACUCUGCAGAGCCUGAUUGUUCAUCAACAGAAGAGGAGACAAAUUCAUCACUGUAUAUAUUACUAGAUAGUGGUAAUUACCCACCAAAAACCUAUACUGGAAAAAACCAGCAGAGAAUACCCACUCAGCAUAAAUCUACGCUAAAUAUGGGAGUUAAACCGCAAUGGGUUGAAGCUGUUCACUGGACUCAAGAUACACAGAUGCGAUAUGAGAUGCCAACACCUAAUUUACAAGAUGUGCUAAAGAGUGAUAAAGAUUUUUUAAAGCAUAUGAUCUCAAGUGAUUUGAUUGUGGCACAGUUACUGGAAUUACUAGGAGAAAUUUCUGAAGAAUCAUCUGGUAUGAAUAGUAGUGAAGACAAAAACAAAGAAACCGCUAUGGAAGAUAUAUUUAAACUUGGACAUCAGUUACAGGUACAUAUGGAAUCACGAGUUCAGGAAGAAUUAAUGGCAACACAUUCAAAUGCUAUUAAUUGUGAAAAUGCUGCUGAUGUUACAAAUUGUAAUGCUGAUGAUGUCGCAAAUCGUAAUAUUUUCGAUAUUACAAACUCUAAUUCUAACAGUUUAAUGAACUGUAGUGCUGAAGAUUUGGCGAAUUGUAAUAAUGAUGAUCUAUUGAACUGUGAUUCUUUGAAUGUGGAAUCUAUAAAUAGUGACAUAUCAGAAACAAAUGAAAUACUUAAUAUGUUAAGUCCCAAAUCUUCUAAAACAGACUUGUCUUCAAAAAGAGAUAUGAGUGUUUCCUCUGAGGGCAGUAGUGAUGAAAAAAUUGUCAGUGACAUAACACCAAGUGACCAAACAAGUACUGGAGAUUCCGCAAGUUCUUUAAAAGAAUCGGAUGGAACUAAUGAAAAAUACCCUGUUAGAAGACAAAAGAAAACGAAAGAAAUCAGAGCACCAUUUUAUGAUAAAUUGUUUAAACGGUUGCCUAGUGAUUUUGACUUUGUGGGAAACUCUAUUUUGUCUUUGGGGGAGCCUUUCUGGUUACAAAACGUUUCUUUAACCGAAGAUUUUUCUUAUCGAUAUCAAAUAGAUACACCAGAUUUAUCAAACCAGUUAGUGAUGGACAGAGAAUUUUUAGACAGUAAUUCCCAGCCACCUAUAAUUCAGGAGGAAUUGGACAUAGAUUCUCUUAGAAACUACAGCACAGGAAUCUCACCUGAUGAAGACCUGGAUGAUCAGUUUUAAAUGACUUUAUAUAAUGCUAAAAUGGUCGUUUUCUAUACUGUUUAACUAGCUUAAUAUGCCAGAAAUCAAGCCAUAAUGAUAAGUUAUCAAGGAACUGCUAAAGUGGUUCUGAAGAGACUAGCAUAUUAAAGAAUAGUUUUGACAUGAAGGAACAUCCGGUGGUGAAAUGAUUUGAAAAAAAAUAUUCAACAUACAUGUUCUUUUGUCAAUUGUAUAUACAUUGUUUUGUGAUGUUCUCUGUUAAAUCAACUUUGACAUGAUAUUACUUAUCAGGACAUACCAUUCAUUAUUCUUGUCAUUUGAUCAUAUAAUCAAAAUUCAUUUUUUUCCAGUGUUACAUCUGAUUUUUAAAAGCACAAAUUUAAGUCAAAUCUUCCAUCCAUCCUUCUAUGCGUCUGUCUUGAUUCCAUUGGAACGCAAUAAUAUCAUUUCUAGUGAAUGAAUUUUGAUGAAACUUUGAAAAUCAAUUCAUUAUCACAGUCACUUCUGUCGAUUCAUAUUUAAUUAGCCUAUUUGAAUUACUUUGAUAAAUUGUUAGAAGUGAAAUAACUUUACUUAUGUUACAAAUAUCUCAACUAGAAUUGUACUUGAAUUUUUACGAACUGUCCAUCUCACAAUUAAUGCUGAUCCAAUUGUUGGAUUUGAAAUGCAAUUUCAGAUCAUCUACAUAAAUUCGAACAUAAAUGCCUUCUGCGUGUGUUUAUUAACCAACUGCAAUCUUCUUUUUGUCCCCUGCUUCUGUCUGUCCGUUCGUCCGUCAGUCAGUCACAUUUUUUGGGACAAAAUAACUCUGCUUCUAAUUGAUAUGUGAUAAGCAAUUUGAUUGGUUGAGACUUUGGAACACAACAACUCUCCUUCUAAUUGAGGUAGAAUGUUCAAAUUUGGUGUAGGUGUUUAAGAGGUGAAUGAGUUCGAUAAUGCACAUUUUCCAGUUAGGCUAAGCAGAGAUAAACAAUUUGAUUGGUUGAGACCAUGAAAUAAGAUAACUUUGGUUCUAAUUGGGUCAGAGUGAUGAACUCCAGGUAUAGAUUCAUUAUAUCAAUACCUUGACUAAUUUCGAUGAUGAGAAUUUUCUGCUUAGGCUAUGUAGCGAUAAGCAAUUUGAUUGGACAAUACUUUGGAACAUAACAAUGAGGUAUAGAUGUUUAUUAGACAAUGAUUAACAUUUCCCGCUAAAGCUAAGCAGAGCUAAGCAAUUUCAUUGGUCGUUGCUUUGGAACAAGAUAGCUUUGAUUCUAACCGAGUUUGAUCAUGAAUAUUUUAUGCUCAGACCAAGUAUAGAUACUUUUGAUAAAGAUAAAUGUGCAAUUAUUUUAGGAUUUCUUCAGGGGACAUCAGCCUUACUGUUGGCUUGUUUUAUUAAGCAACUUUGUCUUGGUAUAUGUGGAUGUAUAUUGCAUUCACUGCAAUCUGUUCUUUUAAAACUCGAAUUGACUAAUAAGAUGUUGGGACAGGGCACCACAUCUAACUUUUGUGGUUAAACAACUUAUAGCGCCAUAAUAUUGUACAUUUUCUGUUUUUAAAAUCAUGUUUACGUUGUAAUUGGAAUUGUUUUAUUAAGUGACUAUUGUGCAUGUACCGGUAAAUACAUUUUAAUAUAUAUAUUUCAUUAUUCCUGUGAUACUUAUUGUUUAUGUUUAUGAUAAAAUUUUGUAUAUGUAAGUCUUAUUCAGUGGGUAAGCAACCUACCAUAUUUGUUGAAAAACUGGUAGCUUUGAUGCAGAAACAUUUUUUAUUGGAGAUUUAAGCCUUAUAAACUGGUAGAUUUUAUACAGAAUAAACAUUUUUCAUAGGCGAUUUAAGCCUUGUAAACAAUCUACAGAAAACUGGUAGCUUUUACACAGAACACAAGAAAUUUUCAUAAUUCUUUUUAUACCCUUACAUUGAAAUGUGCUUUAUAUAUUGUCAUCACCCCCUUCCGUUGCGUUGGUCCAUCGAUCUGUCAUCCAUACACAGUGUUAAUGAACAUGAGACGAAGAAGCUUGUUGAUUUUCAUCAGUUUCCAAUAAUUGCUGUCAGAGUUAUGGACCUUGAUCAAUUUAAAAUCUUAUGGCCACUCUUGAGGCUCACAUAAUUAUUUAAUUACCAGUACUUAUUUUGUAUAAUAACUGUCAAUCCAAUGUUAAUUAUUUCUGAUAAUUACUUCAGGGGUUGUUACUCUUGAUCAGUGUUUAGUGUCUUGUAAAUGCUCACAUUACCUACUCAAGGAUAAAUAUGCAACUGCCAGGACGAAUUAGCUGCUGUGGUUGUAGUUUUGUUGCCUGGCAACCUAUCUUACUAAAAGUAUUUGAAAUCUAUCAAUCAUUAGUUCCAUGUAUUUUAAACCAAAGAAAUUAAAUACAGCUGAGGGUUAUUUCUUGGCAGCAUUUCAAAUAUCUCCUUAAAAACACUAAGAGAAUUUUAAAGAAAAUACAGCAGUUAAAUCUGAUCAUGUACAAGUACUUUAAUUGUUUCGUUGGUUUCCUAAAUGUGUAUUUCAAUGUCAUUUUGCAUAGUUUCUUUAUGUGGUUUUUCAUAUAUGUGGUUACUAUAUAAGUCAUAACAGGAGAAAUUUAGCAUAAUAUUAAACCACAACCUAUAAUAUUUAUAUACGCCCACAUUUUCACGUGGACGUAUAUUGCCGUCGUCCCGGUCCGUCCGGACGUCCACAAUUGUUUGUGGACACUCUACAGGUCACAAUUCUUAUCCAAUUUUGACGAAACUUGAAAUAUAGGUUUAUCUCCAAAAGAUCCGUAAAAAUCGGACCAAAACUGACAGACAAAAUGGCCGUCCCUCGUACUCAAAUAGCGUAAAAAUAUGAGAUAUCAAGGUUGUGGACUCUCUAGAGGUCACAAUUUUCUUCUGAUUUUGAUAAAACGUGAAAUGUUGAAAUGUAAGUUUAUAACCCAAAGAUCUCAGUUCCUUUCUGUAUUUGCACAUAUCGGACCGUAACUUCCUGAAUUAUGGCCCCUGAUUGUACGGAAAAUCGUGUUUUUAUCUUGUGGACCCUAUAAAGGUUAUAAUUUUUAUCCGAUUUCAAAAAACAUUUGAAUAUAUCACCUUUACACCCUAAGGAUGGUUGAGUUUGAAUUUCGUGAAAAUUGGACCAAAACUGAUACUCAAAUAGCGUAAAAUUAAGGUUGUGGUCCCUCUAGAGGUUUCAGUUUUCUUCUGAUUUUGAUGAAACUUGAAAUGUAAGUUUAUAACCCAAAGAUCUUGGUUCCUUUCAAUAUUUGCGCAUAUCGAAGUGUAACUUCCUGAAUUAUGGCCCCUGAUUGUACGAAUAAUCGCUUUUUGUUUAGCUUGUUCUCUAUCCAUCUCUUGCAAAAUGUGGGCGUAUCCUGCCUGGCAGCCACUGGUUACAUACUAAAAUCUCAUUCAAGGUCACAUGUUUGUUAUCUUUUCAAUGUCAUUUUGUGUGUAAAUUUGCAUCAAAAACUUCACAUUAAUCACAUCCUUAGUUUAAGCCAUUGUUCACUUAUAAUCAAUUUUGUGUUCAACUGUUGAUAACAUAGUGUCCAGGAAAUAUAUGUUAUUACGAGUAUUUCUUAAAAUUGUAACAUUAUAUUUUUUAAUCUUAGGCUAAAAAUUUUCUAAAUCUGAAAAAAAUAAGAAAAAAUAGUUGAUACUAGGUGAGCUUUUCGAGUCCUUAAGUAAUUAUUUAUUCUUUGACUUGAAUACCUUGAUAAAAUUUGAACUUGAAAUUAGAUAAACUUCAGAAAUUUUCUGAAUAAUAUACCCUUGAUAAAUUAAAGUUCAAAAUAUUUGAUUCAUAGACUAUCUUCAAAAACUUCACUGCCAUAUUCAUUUUUAUUUUUGAAUACUUGCUUUUUUGUUACUGAAAAAUGUAUGAAAGGUACAGUAUCGAAAUACAAAUCAGUUAUAUAAAUGUUUGAAUAAUCUGUCAAAAAAUAUAGCAGUCAUGACCAAAAUACUUCUUACAUAUAGAAUUAACUAAUUUUUUAUAAACAGAUCUAUAAAACUACUUUUCUGAUUUUAUUCAUAUUUUGAAAUUGGAUUCAUUAUUAACUUUCAUAUCUUUCAACACUUUUCAUUAAUUGGAAGUGAGUUGAAUAAUAUGAAAGUAUUUUGUAUCUGCUUGGCAGAUCUUGUUAUCAUUUUGACAUUAAAUAAUUUGAAAGUUUUUUAUAUCUGCUUGACAGAUCUUGUUAUCAAUUUUCACAAGUAAAGUAAAUAUUUGAAUUAUUAUAUAGAAAGAAAUUGUUAAUCUUUAUUCUAAUCAAAUUGUACCAUAGGACAUAAGAUAUUACUAAAUUGUUUGGAUAUAUCUAGCUCAUUGUUCCUACAAGUAUAUUUGACUAUAGAUAUUUUUAUUAAAUGUUGUGGCUCAUCUUUUUUUAAAAAAAAAAGUGGUCAGUGCCACCAGUGCUUUAGUAUUCCUGUAUUCCUAGGUAAGUGUUCCCAAGACCAAUAAAACCAUAUUUGGCUGUAAAUUUAGUUACAAUACCAAUUUACCUGACACAAAUGACCAGAAAGGUGUUCAGUAAUAUUGGACAUUUUGGCAGAAAACAAUUCAUCCAAUUAAUUCUAAAAUGAUUUGAAGUUUAACUAACAAAAAUACCUCUUGCUCUGUGUUAGAUACAUGUUUAUAUUAAGCAUAAUCAUGGAGCAUUCUUCAGCAUUGUAAAUGAAGGAUAUUUCUUAAAAAUGAUCUCCUCAAGUUAUCAACUGUGCUCACUAACAACCUUUAAUCCACCCCAAUGAUCUUGACAUUUUUGUUUUAACUGAAACGAGGUUAAAGUCAACAGAUAACUUUGCAAUAAACCAACUCAUCCCUGUAAAUUACGAUUUUUCACUUGCAAACAGAGAAUGUAGGAAUGGGGGUGGUAUCGCCUUUGUCCACAAAAAGUCUAUGACGUCAUCUAUACUCAAUCCAUCCAAAUAUAACAGCUUCUAGAUCCAGCAGCUGAGAUUUCAGUGCAAAAGUGAAAUUAUCCAUCUUGUGGUAGUUUAUCGGCCCCCAGCAUUAAAAAAUAACAUAUCUAACAUCGGGAAAUUUCUCGAAGCAUUUUCUGAUCUACUCCAUGUUUUGUCUUCCGCGUCGGGGCGUUUAGUUAUAGUUGAGGAUUUCAGUAUUCACCUAGAUAUCCCACUUGACAGACAUACAAAGAAAUUCACUGAACUUCCCAACGCAUUUAAUCCUACUCAGCAUAUAAAUGAGCCUACACAUCGCGCUGGUUAUACCCUAGACAUUAUUAUUACGAGAAUCAAUGAUAAUUUACUAAAUUCCAUUCAUGUUAAAAAUGACUUGAUAUCCGAUCAUUACAGUGUUUUCGCUAAACUGGCGCUUUAUAAACCUGGACCAAUAAAACGCACUAUAUCUUUCCGAAAAACUAGAAACAUUGAUGUAGAGCAAUUCAAAGCCGACAUAACUUAUGAGCAGUUUUAUGAACAGAUCAAAGAACAUGAUAAUAUUCAUCAUAAGAUUGAACAAUAUAAUAAAAUUCUUAUUAAAUUAUUAGAUAAACAUGAACCGGUUCAAACUAAAAGUAUAACUAUCAGAUCAAAUAGAAAUUGGUUUAAUGAUGAAAUUCAAAAAUGUAAACAGAAGAAAAGGAAAGCGGAAAAAUAGUGGCGAAAAUCAAAUCUAGAAAUACACAGGCAAAUAUAUAUAAAAUGUAAAAAUGAGACUAACACUACAAUAAGAAAUGCAAAACGUCGCCAUGUUAUGAACAGUAUUCUUGAGAAUCGUGGUAAUACCCGUGAAAUUCACAAGGUUAUCAAUAGAAUUCUAAAUAAAGACGGGCCAGAACAGACUCUCCCAGUAAAUCAUCAAAGCAUCGUGUACUCUUGAUCCCAUUCCCACUUGGCUACUAAAACAGUGUCUUGAAGUGAUGGUCCCAGUUAUCACAGAUAUUGUAAAUUCCUCUUUGGCUUCUGGCUGUAUAAUAAUAACCUCAACGAAGUAUUCCAAUCCGCAUAUAGAAAACAACACAGCACUGAAACCGCCUUAUUACUUGUUCAAAAUGACUUACUAAACGAAAUGGAUAAGAAACAAGCAUCGGCAUUAGUCCUGCUUGAUCUAAGCGCUGCGUUUGACACGAUAGACCACCACAUUUUUUUAAAAAGAUUGCUAAACAACUUUGGUGUUAGUGGACUAGCCCUUACAUGGUUCCAGUCAUACCGUGAAAACCGUACAUAGACCAUUGUUAUCAAAGGUUCCACAUCCAAAUCAACUGUUUUAAAAUAUGGCGUGCCACAGGGUUCCGUUCUCGGUCCUUUAUUGUUUACCAAAUACACAACAUCUUUAGGAAAUGUCAUUCGUAAACACGGUCUUAACUACCAUGUGUACGCCGACGACACUCAAUAUAGCUUUUGAGCCUUCUUCUGAACCAUCUGAGAUAUGCGAACUUGAGGCCUGUUUAUCCGAUAUUCGUAAAUGGAUGGACUCAACGAUGACAAAACAGAAAUAAUGAAAGUCGACAUCAGGCAGCAACUACUAAAAUCUAAAACAGAAAACUAUCAAAUUGGCAAUAUCUCUAUUACACCAACAGAUUCUGUAAAAUAUCUUGGUGUUUAUUUUGACUCUCAUCUGGACAUGAAUCGACAAAUUUCGGCCAUGUGUAAAAGUAUUAAUUUUCAGAUUUAAUAUUGGAAAAAUUAGAUCUUUCAUUGAUAGUGACGCGAAUUAAAGUGCUAGUAAACACUAUGGUUACAUCACGACUCGACUACUGUAAUUCACUUUUGUACAAUCUACCUGAAAAUAAAACCAAACGACUUCAGAAACUCCAAGACGAAACCAAAUGAACAUAUGACACCAAUUUUGAAAGAUCUCCAUUGGCUUCCAGUCCGUCAACGUAUCAAUUUUAAAAUACUGUCUAUUACGUAUUCUGCUCUAAAUGAUGAUUCUUCGCCUCAAUACCUUAGAGACCUUCUUAACACCAAUAAACCUUGCAUAACCCUUCGAUCACAAUUAGACAAUCUCUUAAUUAAGCCUUUUUCAAAAACAAACUCCGGUGAUAGAUCUUUCGCCGUAGGUGCUCCGAAGUUAUGGAAUUCAAUAUCAAACGAAACCAAAAACCCAAAUUCUAUUUUAGGUUUUAAAAAAUAUCUUAAAACCGAACAUUUUGCUCAAAUAUACAACUGAUUGAAUACGGUUCUAGUUGUGUUUGUCAUUCUUUUACCAUGUGUACUAAAUAAUGUUCUCGGGGGUUUUUUGGGUUUUUUUUAUGGAUUAAUGUGUUGUAAUUGUUGAAAAUUAUAUUAGCUGUACUUAUGUAAAGCGCCAGAGGGCUGCUCGCUGAGUUGAAUUGUUGGCGCUAUAUAAAUCAAUUAUUAUUAUAUUAUUAUUAUAAAUUUAGAUUUUUAUUUCACACUUUUAAAUUACAGAUUCUAUGUUGGCAUUGUUAAGUUUUAGAUUUUAUGUAAAAUGUAAGCCUAAGCUAAGAGUUUUUUGUUUUAAUGUGUACAACAAUCAAUGAGCUUAACCUAAUUAAACAAUAUAUGGUUGUAAAUUUUACAGUGCCUCGUUGUAGGAAUUGGUGUUGAAUUUAAUUGUUUGUUAUAUUGUAACUAUAUUUUGUUGUUAAAUAAAUAUAUAUAAAAAACUCAAUAAAACCUAUCCAAAUUUA